This is a messenger RNA of Trifolium pratense (red clover), 2871 nucleotides long. Its product is annotated as pentatricopeptide repeat-containing protein At3g09040, mitochondrial. Gene Ontology annotation, molecular function: protein binding; RNA binding. The record is from RefSeq and is a predicted model, not a curated record. Gene Ontology annotation, biological process: RNA modification. Bases 1 to 2871 code for a protein of 956 amino acids. The transcript has a single exon. NCBI's taxonomy places the organism in Eukaryota, Viridiplantae, Streptophyta, Magnoliopsida, Fabales, Fabaceae.
AUGCACAAAUCACUUAGAACAAAAUGUAAUACUCUCAUAAUUCACUCUCAAAAUUCCCAAUUCUUCAAACCCCAUCAUGUCUUCCACAAUCCCAAACUUACUCAUUCUCAUUCCAAUGCCCACGUGGCAUUCGAAACGGUUACAACAAACUCAACUAAUUCUCUCAUUUCAACUUAUUCCCGCCAAGGCUUAUUCCAGAAAGUUCUUCAAACUUACACCUCAUUAAUAAACUCAUCUCAACAACCAAAUCAUACAAUUUUAUCAACCACAUUGUUAUCAUGUACAAAACUCGAAAACCUCGAGUUUGGGAAGUUACUUCAUAGUUCUAUAAUUAAAAAUGGUUUCGAAUUGGAUUCGUUAAUUCAACGUAACCUUAUUCAUUUUUACGCCAAAUGUAAAUGUUUGAGUUCCGCUCGAACAUUGUUUGAUUCUGCGUUGGCUGUAGAUUCGUUAUUAUUACAAUUUGACACGGCUUCGUUGACUGCUUUUAUUAGUGGUUAUGUUCGUGUUGGUUUGUAUGAAGACGCACUCCAUGUGUUUGAUAAAAUGCGGAGUGGUUUUGUUUUAGAUGAAUUGGCGUUUGUUACUGUUUUGAAUGCUUGUGUUGCGUUAGGGAAGUUGGAUUAUGCGUGUAAAUUGUUUGAUGAGAUGGAGAUGGAUAGUUGUAGUAAUGUUGUUGUGUGGAAUGUUAUGAUUUCUGGUCAUGGUAAGAGAGGUUUUUAUAAAGAGGCUGUGGAGUUUUAUCGUGAAAUGAGGAAGAAUGAUGUGGAGUCGUCGAGGUCUACGCUUGCGAGUGUUUUGAGUGCAAUUGCUGGUUUGGGUGAUUUGGGUUAUGGUUUGUUAGUUCAUGGAGAGGCUGUUAAACUAGGUUUUGAGUCAAGUGUUUAUGUGGCGAGUUCUUUGAUUAAUAUGUAUGGCAAAUGUGAAAUGUUAUGUGAUGCAAAGAAAGUGUUUGAUGUUGUGUGUGAACGAAAUGUUGUUAUGUGGAAUACCAUUCUCGGAGUUUAUGCGCAGAAUGGUUGUUUAAUUGGUGUGAUGAAGUUGUUUUCUGAAAUGAUGGAGUGUGGAAAUGAGCCGGAUGAGUUUACGUACUCUAGCAUUUUGAGUUCAUGCGCCUGCUUUGAAUUUUUGGAUAUCGGUCGCCAGUUGCAUUCAACUAUUAUCAAGAAAAGGUUUACGGAUAAUUUAUGCGUGAACAAUGCAUUGGUUGAUAUGUAUGCUAAGGCUGGAGCUUUGAAGGAAGCCAGGAAACAAUUUGAGCGCAUGAAAUAUCGAGACAAUAUUUCGUGGAAUGCCAUUCUUGUUGGAUACGUGCAAGAAGAAGAGGAAACUGAUGCUUUUGACAUGUUUCGGAGAAUGACUCAAAAUGGCAUAGUACCGGACGAGGUAUCUAUGGCAAGCAUUCUUAGUGCUUGUGGAAAUAUUAAGGCACUAGAAGCAGGAACGCAAUUCCAUAGCCUUUCAGUUAAGUUGGGUUUAAUGACAAACCUUUUUGCCGGAAGCUCUCUUAUUGACAUGUAUUCCAAGUGCGGGGUAAUUGAAGAUGCACGUAAAGUUUAUUCUAGCAUGCCCGAGUGGAGUGUAGUUUCCAUGAAUGCUCUGAUUGCAGGAUAUGCUCUAAAAGAUACAAAAGAAGCGAUUAAUCUUCUGCAUGAGAUGCAGAUAUUGGGAAUGAAACCAUCUGAAAUCACAUUUGCAAGCCUUAUAGAUUGUUGUAAGGAUCCUUGUAAGGUAAUUUUAGGGAUGCAGAUCCAUUGUGCUAUAUUAAAGAGUGGUCUUUUAUGUGGUAGUGAAUUCUUAGGUACCUCUUUGUUGGGCAUGUAUAUGGACUCACAGAGGAUGACAGAAGCAAAUGUUCUUUUCUCGGAGUUAUCUAACCUUAAAAGCCUUGUCCUAUGGACGGCUUUAAUUUCUGGACAUACUCAAAAUGAUUGCACUGAUGAGGCCUUAAAGUUGUACCGAGAAAUGCGUAACAACAAUAUCUUACCAGACCAAGCAACAUUUGUUACCGUUCUGCGAGCCUGUGCGCUCUUAUCCUCACUGCAAGAUGGUAAAGAGAUUCAUUCUCUGAUUUUCCACACUGGUUUUGACUUAGAUGAAUUGACCAGCAGUGCCCUUGUAGAUAUGUAUGCUAAAUGUGGAGAUGUAGAAAAUGCUGCUAAAGUUUUUGAGGAAUUGGCAAUAAAAAAGGACACAAUUUCUUGGAAUUCAAUGAUAGUUGGGUUUGCGAAAAAUGGUUAUGCAGAAAGGGCACUGAAGGUCUUUGAUGAGAUGAAUCAAUCAUCUGUUACGCCGGAUGAUGUCACAUUCCUUGGAGUGCUCACUGCCUGUAGCCAUGCAGGAUUGGUUUCUGAGGGUCGACGAAUUUUCGACAACAUGGUAAACUAUUAUGGCAUUCAGCCGAGAGUAGAUCACUAUGCUUGCAUGGUUGAUCUUCUUGGUCGAUGGGGUUUUCUCAAAGAAGCUGAAGAGUUCAUCGAUGGACUAGAUGUUGAACCCAAUGCUAUGAUUUGGGCCAAUUUAUUAGGUGCUUGCAGAAUACACGGGGAUGAAAAAAGGGGACAGAGAGCAGCCGAAAAACUUAUUGAGUUAGAACCGCAAAAUUCUUCUCCAUAUGUACUUCUUUCUAAUAUGUAUUCUGCAUUAGGACAUUGGGAUGAAGCUAGAUCUUUGAGGAGAACAAUGGUACAGAAAGAGAUCCAAAAGAUGCCUGGGUGUAGUUGGAUUGUAGUGGGGCAAAAGACAAACUCAUUUGUCGCAGGUGAUAUAUCGCAUCCUAGUUCUGAUGAAAUUUCGCAUGCUUUGAAGCAUCUGACAUCACUAAUGAGAGACAAUAGUUUGCAGGAAGAUGGAAUUUCCCAGGCCAGUUAA